Molecule: messenger RNA, 534 nt
Organism: Argentina anserina (silverweed cinquefoil)
Lineage: Eukaryota; Viridiplantae; Streptophyta; Magnoliopsida; Rosales; Rosaceae
Product: 18.5 kDa class I heat shock protein
Exons: 1
Coding region: 30-494 (154 amino acids)
Biological process (GO): response to salt stress; protein complex oligomerization; protein folding
Source: RefSeq, a predicted model, not a curated record
CGACAUUAGCACUUCUACUUUUCAAAACAAUGUCGCUCAUCCCCAGCUUCCGACGUAGUAAUGUCUUUGAUCCCUUUGCCCUCGAUCUCUGGGAUCCUUUCAAGGACUUCCAAUUCCCUUCUUCCUCUCUUUCUGAAUUCCCUCGCGAAAACUCGGCUUUUGUUAACACCAGGAUCGACUGGAAGGAGACCCCGGAAGCCCAUGUGUUCAAGGCUGACAUUCCCGGGCUGAAGAAAGAGGAGGUCAAGGUGGUGGUCGAAGACGACAGGGUACUUCAGAUCAGUGGAGAGAGGAAGAUAGAGAAGGAGGACAAGAACGACACUUGGCACCGGGUCGAGCGGAGCAGCGGCAAGUUCUCGAGGAGGUUCAGGCUUCCUGAGAAUGCCAAGGUUGAAGAGAUCAAGGCUUCUAUGGAGAAUGGGGUUCUCAGCGUGACGAUUCCUAAGGCAGAGGUCAAGAAGCCUGAUGUCAAGGCUAUCGAAAUCUCUAGUUGAAGCUUCACGUACAAAAUGAGAUCAUGUUUGUAAUAAGGAC